Messenger RNA from Neolamprologus brichardi, 1708 nucleotides. RefSeq names its product opa interacting protein 5 (gene oip5). Lineage: Eukaryota; Metazoa; Chordata; Actinopteri; Cichliformes; Cichlidae. Gene Ontology annotation, biological process: CENP-A containing chromatin assembly; chromosome segregation. The record is from RefSeq and is a predicted model, not a curated record. Gene Ontology annotation, cellular component: chromosome, centromeric region; nucleus; chromatin.
CUCAGAUUUCUCCUGAGCUUCAUCAUUAAUAUCUUGUCCCUGGAAUAGUCAUAAACGCAUUAGCGCUGUGCACAUGAGAUGCUGACAACAAAGCCAAUACAUUACAAAACAGCAGGGCGUGGUUACGCUGAGGGCGUGCUUUCCUCUGUUGUUCAAAUUCGCGAGAAGGGCAAGUUGCUGGCUAGGCACCGUGAAACAUGGAAUUUAACGACAGCUUUUUAAUUAAACACACCGAUGACUUAAAGCUGCCGGUCACAGAAACAGUGCACAGACAGCAGAUGACUCUCCACUGUCAGCAGUGCAACGCCGUCCUGGCGGACUCCACAGGCGUCUGUGGAGAGAUGAAAAGCAUGGACUCGCUUAUGUGCUUAAGAGUAACCAACGAUGUAGUCAUUAGUGACAAGAUGGAGUCAGAACAUAAAGGGGAAAUGACUAAUUGCAUCUACAGCUCUUUAAAAUGCCGUGGCUGCCGCUGUGCUCUGGGGAAAGUCAUUCACUCAGCACCCUCACGUUUGGCUCUGAUUCGGUCCAUCUUUCUCCUCUACAAAGCAAACAUCAACUGUUACAUCCUCAACAGCAGCUCCCUGGUGAAGGCAUCCACACUCACAUUUGAUCAGAAGCCGCUCAGACAAAGCAUGAAUGAGGUGAGACAACAGUUUGAAGCACAGCUGGAACAGAUGUCACGCAUUAAGAACAGACUGGUAGACAGAAGUGUUACCAGUAAUAUGGUCAACUAGUGUACACAGGACACCCAGCUCGACCUGGGAUUAGGGAAAAUAUGUUCUUCAGUCUGCUGCGUACUGUAGAUUGUUUUUGGUGAUGGUGGCAUUUAUGCGCCUCCAUAUACUUGUAAAGAAAAUUAUAUCACUAAUAAUGGAUUAGAGCUGAAAUGUGUUUGUUCCAUUGGAAAAUAAAGGGAAGAUCAGUGAACUCUAAUAUGUCAGAUUGUAUGUAAACAAUGGAUGCAGCUCCAGCAUUCAAGAGUGUGAAUACUUAAACUUGACACAGACCUGCAUUCUUUAGAAGGACCAGCAGAGGGCGCCUCCUCAUUGAAAAUUAAUUCUUAAGGUAAAGAUGGAAAAACCCUCCCGCUUCUUUGAUCUGCCACUUUCCUGUUGAGUUUAUGGCCUUGGUCACUAUUUUUUAAGUCUUACUGAAUACAGCAUGAUUAUUUUAUUUUGUAAAUUAUGGCCCCACUUAGGCUAUAAGGAUACAAAACAAAAUGGUAUGCUUUAUGAUUGGCUAGUUGCUACUGUGUGACCAUGAAGUGUCCUUGGUUAAUCAGUCAGAUUCACCCCUCCCUUCUGAUGUGUUGCUUGCUGACCAGAAUGCUUCAGAACUGGACCUCACUGUGCCAACAUCCAUCUUUUAUAUACAGUCUACGUUGACAGCUACUAAGUGAAAUUACUUUUUAUUAUUCAUUUUCUUAAUUGUUGUAGGUUAAAUCAGGGCAUUGUUGUGAAAUAUAAAUGUCAUUCCACCUGUAUUGUUACUUUGGUUCAAAACAUUGUUGCUGGUACCCUCACAAGGUAUUUGUCUAAAAUGGCAGAAUGCAGAUAUUAAUAAUUGUUACAGAUGAUGGCAACAGUUGUUGACACAGCUUCUCAGAUCCCUUCUCUGCUGCUGAUAAUGACUUCUUGCCAACGUUUGAGAUGUAUGGUCAAUGUUCAGUCACGCUCAGUUCAGUUCAAUUAAAAUGUCAAAGUAA